Messenger RNA from Beta vulgaris subsp. vulgaris (sugar beet), 1976 nucleotides. RefSeq names its product digalactosyldiacylglycerol synthase 2, chloroplastic. NCBI's taxonomy places the organism in Eukaryota, Viridiplantae, Streptophyta, Magnoliopsida, Caryophyllales, Amaranthaceae. The record is from RefSeq and is a predicted model, not a curated record. Gene Ontology annotation, molecular function: digalactosyldiacylglycerol synthase activity. The coding region runs from base 362 to 1777 and encodes 471 amino acids. The transcript is spliced from 5 exons. Gene Ontology annotation, cellular component: chloroplast outer membrane. Gene Ontology annotation, biological process: galactolipid biosynthetic process.
CUUCGGAAUUUCAUUUGUUUUUUACGCGCAACAAUAACAUCUUCUUUCAUUGUCUUCGUUGUAUAAAACUGCUUUCUUUCUCUUUCUUCAUGUUUCCCAGCUUGGAAGACAAGUACAUACAGAUACAGAUUACAGAGUAGUGUUGAUAAAUCUUCAUUAAUAUAAAACCCUUUUUUUUAUUCUUCAACUCCUCUAUUUUUUGGCCAUCAAGUUUACGAAUUUACAGAUUGGUAAUCACUCUUUGCUGCUGCAGUUGGAUCCAUAUUUUAAUUUUUCCAAGAGAGACCCUCGAAUGGGAGCUUUGAACUAAGCGUGCUUUGACAUCUUUGCUCAUUGCUUUAUUCCAUAUUCAAGCUGAUGAAUGGCUAAAAAGCAGCAUAUUGCAAUAUAUACCACUGCCAGCUUACCAUGGAUGACGGGUACUGCUGUGAAUCCGCUUUUCCGUGCUUGCUAUCUUGCAAAAGAUGGGGAGAGGAAGGUUACUUUGGUAAUUCCUUGGCUGUCUUUAAAAGAUCAAGGACAUGUAUACCCUAACAACUUGACAUUCAAGUCAGCUCUAGAGCAUGAGGCAUAUGUGCUCAAAUGGCUUGAGGAUAGGACUGGGUUCAUAUCUCGUUUCAAUAUAAAGUUCUAUCCUGGAAGGUUUUCUAUAGAUAAAAGGAGCAUUCUUCCUGUUGGAGAUAUUACUGAAAUUAUACCAGACGAAGAGGCAGACAUUGCUGUCCUUGAGGAGCCUGAGCAUCUAACAUGGUAUCAUCAUGGAAAAAGAUGGAAAUCAAAAUUUCGGAUGGUUAUUGGGGUUGUCCACACCAAUUACCUGGAAUAUGUGAAACGAGAGAAGAAUGCUGCCCAAGCAUUUCUUUUGAAGCAUAUAAACAGUUGGGUAAUCAGUAUCUACUGUGACAAGGUAAUUCGAUUGUCUGCGGCCACUCAGGAGCUUCCGAGAUCUGUGAUAUGCAAUGUUCAUGGAGUCAAUCCCAAAUUUCUUGAGAUUGGCAAGAAAAAGAAAGAAGAGCUUGAAGAUGGAAAACCUGCAUUUAGUAAAGGAGUCUAUUACAUAGGUAAAAUGAUUUGGAAUAAAGGAUACAGGGAGCUUCUAAAUCUUCUUAGCGACCAUCAGAAAGAGCUAGUUGGUCUUGAAGUAGACCUCUAUGGUACUGGAGAGGAUUCUAAUGAAGUCAAGGUAGCAGCUAAGAAACUUGAAUUACCCGUAAGAGUCCAUCCUGGACGUGAUCAUGCUGAUACUUCGUUUCAUGAUUACAAAGUUUUCCUCAAUCCAAGCACAACAGAUGUAGUCUGCACCACAACAGCAGAAGCAUUAGCAAUGGGCAAGAUAGUCGUGUGCGCUAACCAUCCAUCUAAUGAAUUCUUCAAGCAAUUUACCAACUGUUGCAUGUAUGAAGAUGGUGAAGGGUUCGUUACAGCAAUACAGAAAGCAUUGGAUGAACAACCGGCCCCCUUGACUGAUGCUCAAAGGUACGAGCUAUCAUGGGAAGCUGCAACUAAACGGUUUCUAAGAGCUGUUCAAUUAGACCAAGGGCCUAAUCGACGACUCUCUAAGACAUCCUCUAAAAAGUUUGCUUCCUUGUCCUCCUCCAAUAUGACCAAAAAAAUGGAAGAUGCGUCAGCAUACAUACAUAAUGCAGUAUCAGGUACCGAGUUUACUCGAACCGCAUUUGGUGCUAUCCCUGGGACCCUUUAUCCUGAUAAUGAACUAUGUAAGGAGCUGGGCUUGCCUUCUCCUACUAACUCAAUGGGACAGUGUUGCAGGAAGUGAUCUUAGUCUUUUUGGGCUUGAUGUUCGCUACUUGAAAUCUCGGUUUUUGUAUUGUCAGACACUAAUAGGCACAUCUGUCUGAUUGUUCGCCCUCUUUUUUCUUUACUGAUUCUUUUUCCUCUUUACUAUCUUGGGUGAAAUUGCUGUAUCUGUAAAUUGUACUUGUAGCACUAGUGUCAGUAGUGUGUUGUUAUCAUCA